UUCAACUCAAAGAAAAAAUGUAUCUUUUUCCCAGACUUCCAUAGCCCUCUCUUACCAAAGGGAAAUAAGAGAAAUAUCCCUUGAUUCACAACAAGGUCAUUGCUUUUUGGCAGUAUGAACAUUUCGGAAUGAUUAUUGCCAAGGAUGAAGCACAGGAAGAAUAAUAUUUCACCAAAAAUCUCUGAUGAACAUGGGAGAGCUCACUGGGAAGGGCAACCAUGGGGCCAGCCUGAGGCAUUAGUUCCACAACAAGAUCCAACAUCCCACCAGCUUUAUGUCUUUGUUGCUCUGUUUUUUAUGUUUUAAUUAAAAAAUAAGUUUAGUUACAUACAUACAUUAACUCUAAUAUACAUUUUAUAUGCAGGCCAAGACAAUUCCCAUUCAAUCAACGCAGCCCAAACAAGCCAAAAGGUUGGACAGCUGUGCUGUACUUCCAGACACACAUCCUUACCCACACCACCUUGCUCUUCACAGCGGGGAUGGCUCCCUGUUGGUCCCAUUUCUGGUCCCUCUUGCUCUGUGCUGGCUAUGCAAGCAGCAUCAGGCGCUGCCCCGCAGGUAGGAAUGGCUGUGCACAGCACCUGCAGCAGGAACAGGGCUCUGGACAGCGGCUGGAAACCUCUGCUGGGGCAGUCCCAGACUCCUCCUGGGAUGGAGCAACCAGGUCUAUUACAUCACAUCACCCCCAGGCUUCUUUACACGAGGCACUCACAGAGUGCCAAUUACCUGCCCCCCCCGGCUCCUAGCAUUUCCACUGAAAUCACUUUAUUGCCCAAUUUCCCAUAGCAGGCAAUUACAGAGCAACGAAUGCAGCCAGGUGAUCCCCAGGUGUGUUCAUAACACUACUUGUCAUUUUCACAUGCUGCAUUACAGCCCUUCAGUAACUGCACCCAGACACAUUUGCACUUUCUUCAGCAUCAGCACUUCCUCUCUGGGUGUUCAUCAGCUGCCGCGCUUCAGCCAGGCGCGUGCAGGCAGUGCUGUGCAGGAGGUGUAACCACAGCAAGCACUCCUGUUGUCCGUCACUUGCAGGGCAUUACUUCUCACAUACGGCUGAGUUUCUGGAUGAGAGGAGCAGGUGCUGUGGAAAGUCCAGAAAUUUUGGGAUGAUGCCUGGCUGACCGCAGGGACAGGGAGGUGGGGGCUGGCUGUAACAGCAAUCUGCCUAAUUCCCCCUCCUCAGCCUUCCUGGGGUGGACACCGUGACGCUGGGUGUCCUUCACCCUUAGUGGUGGCUGACACCGCGCCACGUGGCCUUGUACAGAAAUGAGCGGGGAGCCCGAUGAGUUUCCAGCAACCGGGGUGUAUAUUAAAGGGAAGAGUCAGGACUGGCUGCAGGGCUGCAGCAGCAUGGCCGGGCUGGGGCUGGACAGAGACCUGCGGCACCUGCUGAAACUGCACCGCACGGAGAUCGCCAUGGCGGUGGAUGACGUCUUCCCGCUGCUGCACGGCCUUGCCGACCACGACAUCGUCCCUGAGCAUAUCUUCAAGGAGACGCUGAGCCAGACAGAGCGAGAGGGCUCCCACCGCGCGUUCCAUGCCCUGCUCACCUGGCUGCUGGGCCGCGACGCCGCCGCCGUCCGUGACUUCUGGGCUGUCCUCUUCAAGGACUACAACCUGGAGCGCUACACCCGGCUCCGGCCCCUCCACAGCGCCUUCCCCGCGGGUAGGAGGCCAGGCUGGAAGGGUCAGCACCCUUGGGGGCUGCACACGAGCAGUGGUCUCACUGUGCCCCUCUCUGUCCCUGCUGCAGAGGUGGACCUUGGGCAGCAGUGCAGCAGCAGAUGCCCGUCCCCCAGCUCCAUGGGACCGACCCCACACAGACCCCAAGGCAAGAGAAAAGCUGAGGAGCGGGAUGGGGCCCGGGUGGCACAACCCUCACCACGGCACACCGCCAGCCCUGGGCUCCUGGCGAAGGCAAAGACUGUGAAGAAGCCAGAGAGCGUGGACACCGCACGCACACCCCGUACUAGUGGCAGCACCAAGGCGGGCAGCAGAGCCAGGGAUGAGCUCUGUGUCCCAGCUGCUGCAGAUGGGUCCCCAAAGAACCUUGUUUCACAGAGCGGGGAGAUAUGUGUGACCGCCCAGGGCCACCUGCCAGCAGUACCUGUGCACAGCCAGGACCCAGCACCCUACCAGGACAACGAGGAUGAGUGUGCCGUGUGCGGGGACGGCGGAGAGCUCAUCUGCUGCGACGGCUGUCCCAGGGCCUUCCACCUCCCGUGCCUGGUGCCCCCGCUGCCUCGUGUCCCGAGCGGGACGUGGCAGUGCAGCUCGUGUGUGGCCAAGCUGGGCCGGCUGCGGGAGGCAGACGCGGCUGCGGAGCAGCUCCCUGCGGUCGCAGAGAAGGAGGAGCACGGCGCCCAGCCGGGAGGCGGCCACGGCAGCACCUGCGGCCGCUGUUUCUCCGGGAUCUCCGCACCCCAACGCUGCCCGACGCGUGACGGGGACCCCGGAGGGCUGUGGCUUUGCGGCUCCUGUGUGGGCACCCCAGAAGCAGGCAGCCGGGAGAGCACCGCAGCUGCUGCUACCCACGUGCUUCAGGCAGCAAAGGUUGGCACGGCCAGGGCCGGUACCGCACAGCCCUGCGGGCCGUGAAGGAGCGAAAGGAGCGCAUGAGCGCAGGCGGGGGUGACACAUCUCCUCCCGCAGCUGGAGAGCGGCGCAGCGAGCAGCGAGCCCACGUCCGGCAGGGAAGAGCUGGACGCCCUCCUGAGUGAGGUAAGACGCACGGAGCCCAGCCGGAGCGUAUCCACAGGGCGCUGCUGGGCGCGUGGGGAAGCUCCGGAGGAGUUCGCUGGACUUGGGAGGGACGAUGAGAAACGGGGUAAAGCAGGGAGGCUGAGAGUGGAGUCCAAACGGAGACUGACAGCGCCCCUGCGGGCGAUCCCCCAGGGAACGUGGGACGGGAUCCUGCAGUGGGCAUUGCAGAGCAUGGCACGGCCCCCUGCAGACACUGCGGGGCUCUUUGAGUAGUGCCUGCUGCGGAGAGGGAAGGCAAAGGCAGACGAGACAACGGAGAGAAGAAGGAAAGACGAGUGUGAAAGGACAAAGCAGAAGCAAUAAAGAGCCGAGAAAACAGAGGGAAAACGCAAAGAAAUUCCACGGGGACCGGAAAACAGCCUAAGGGCAGGCUGGCACGAAAGCCAAAAGCGGCCGUUGUCCCGCCGCAAGGCGGAUGGCGCGGGAGCAGAGGGAAGCAGAAGGGGCGCAGCAAAAACCUACAGCACCCGGUAUUCCCAGGAGGUCUCCCAUCCAAGUACUAACCAGGCCCGACCCUGCUUAGCUUCCCAGAUCGGACGAGAUCAGGC
Messenger RNA from Phasianus colchicus (ring-necked pheasant), 3311 nucleotides. Lineage: Eukaryota; Metazoa; Chordata; Aves; Galliformes; Phasianidae. The record is from RefSeq and is a predicted model, not a curated record.